This is a messenger RNA of Ipomoea triloba (trilobed morning glory), 1362 nucleotides long. RefSeq names its product purine permease 3-like. Gene Ontology annotation, molecular function: purine nucleoside transmembrane transporter activity. Gene Ontology annotation, cellular component: membrane. The transcript has 2 exons. The record is from RefSeq and is a predicted model, not a curated record. The coding region runs from base 46 to 1122 and encodes 358 amino acids. NCBI's taxonomy places the organism in Eukaryota, Viridiplantae, Streptophyta, Magnoliopsida, Solanales, Convolvulaceae.
UAGAUAGCUACAAAGCCAAUCAAGGACGAGUACAGUUGAUUAGCCAUGGAAACAACUGAGGGUAGGUCUACCAAGUGGAGAAGAUUCAUGCUCGUCCUCAACUGCGUAAUCCUAAGCAUAGGAAACUGCGGCGGCCCUCUCAUCUCCCGCCUCUACUUCCUCCGCGGCGGCAACCGGAUUUGGUUCACAAGCUGGCUAGUCACCGGCGCCUGGCCGCUCACUUUCAUCCCCUUAGCCGCCGCCUACGCUUUCCGCCGCUCAACGGAAGGCCCCACCACAAAGCUCUUCUUCAUAACCCCUAAGCUCUUCGCCUCCGCGGCCGCCAUCGGCGUUUUCACCGGCCUCGACGACUAUCUCUACACCUACGGCGUGGCCAAGCUCCCCGUCUCCACCUCCGCCCUCCUCAUCGCCACCCAGCUCGCCUUCACCGCCGGAUUCGCGUUUUUGCUGGUGAAGCAGAAGUUCACGGCCUACUCGGUCAACGCGAUCGUGCUGUUGACCAUGGGGGCCGGGGUUUUGGCGUUCGGGGCGAGCAGUGACCGGCCGAACGGGGAGUCGAAUAAGGAGUAUAUUCUGGGGUUUAUUCUCACGCUUUUGGCGGCGCUUUUGUAUGGGUUUAUUCUGCCAUGGAUUGAGUUGGUGUACAAGCAGGCAAAGCAGGCGAUCACUUAUACGUUGGUUUUGGAGAUCCAGUUGGUGAUGUGUUUCGCUGCUACUGCUUUUUGUACCGUUGGCAUGAUUAUAAACAAGGAUUUCCAGGCAAUUUCAAGGGAGGCAAAUGAAUUCGAAAUGGGAAAAGCGAAAUACUAUGUGGUGGUAAUAUGGACUGCCAUCCUUUGGCAGUGCUUUUACGUGGGAGCCGUUGGUGUGAUAUGUUACGGUUCCUCGUUGUUGUCGGCCGUCAUAAUCGCCGUCUUACUUUCCGUCACGGAGGUGUUAGGCGUUGUCUUCUACGGCGAAAAAUUCGAAUCUCAGAAGGGUAUCUCUCUAGCCCUCUCUCUUUGGGGGAUGGUCUCCUAUUUCUAUGGAGAUUUUAAAAUUAGCCGCAAGACCAACAAGACCAUCAACCAAAAUCAAAACCCAGAGGCUCAAAUGGCCCAAUCGCAAACCCUUCCUAUGUAAUCUACUUCAUUGAGAUUUCAAUUCCAACAAAAAUGGUCUCAUUCAAUAAAAUUUAUAGUUAGUUUCAAAUAUAUUAUGUUUGGGAUUAAUUUACAAUUCGAUAGUGAUGUAUGAGUGUCCUGACUGUGAUAUUGUCAGGUAUAAGACAAGAGUAAAUACAUAGUAGUGGAUUUUUAGUAUUUGUACUCCAAAUUAAAUGUGAAAUAUAUUUUGAGAUUUGCUUAAUGAAGAAACCUUUGG